Messenger RNA from Vicia faba (fava bean), 1536 nucleotides. The record is from the annotation of a GenBank genome assembly. Lineage: Eukaryota; Viridiplantae; Streptophyta; Magnoliopsida; Fabales; Fabaceae.
AUGAUAUCACAGAAACAAUUCACAGAAGCUUCUUCUUCUUCUUCUCCCUUUUGUCUACCUCUUUUUUUUCUUAUAAGUGUGUUGAUUUUUAAGUUUGCAUUUAGAAAAUUCAAACCCAAAACCAAUCUAAAUCAGCUUCCAUCCCCACCAAAACUACCAUUCAUUGGUAAUCUUCAUCAGCUAGGAACACUUCCACACCGUUCACUUCGAGACCUAUCACUAAAAUAUGGCAACAUGAUGUUGUUGCAAUUAGGACAAAAACAAACUCCAGCCCUAGUUGUUUCAUCAGCAGAUGUAGCCAUGGAAAUCAUGAAAAAUCAUGAUAUAGUUUUUUCAAACCGACCACAAAAUAUAGCUCCAAAAAUCUUAUUGUAUGGAUGUACGGACGUUGGUUUUGGAACUUAUGGAGAAAAAUGGAGACAGAAAAGAAAAAUAUGUGCUCUAGAACUUUUGAGUAUGAAAAGUGUAAAAUCAUUUCAGGCUAUUAGAGAAGAAGAAGUUGAAGAAAUGGUGAGUGAGCUACGUGAAGCUGCCUCGAAUAAUGCAUGUGUGAAUCUUAGUGAGAUGUUGGUUUCAACAACCAACAACAUUAUUUGUAAAAGUGCUCUUGGAAGGAAGUGUGAAGGUGAAGGAAACGUGAAAGAGUUAGCAAGAAAAGUUAUGAUUCAUCUUACAACUUUUGUUGUUGGAGAUUAUUUCCCUUCUUUGGGUUGGAUUGAUCUUCUUAGUGGUAAAAUUGGGGAGUUUAAGGACACUUUUCGUGCGCUUGAUAAUUUGUUUGAUCAAGUGAUUGAAGAGCGUUUGGCUUUAAAGAAGAUAGAAAAUGCUCAAUUCAAGAAGAAAGGAUUUGUGGAUAUUCUUCUUCAAUUGCAAGAGGAUGGCAUGCUUGGGUUUGAACUCUCCAAUAAUGAUAUCAAAGGAAUUCUAAUGGACAUGUUUUUUGGUGGAACAGACACAACCUCUGCAACAUUAGAAUGGACAAUUUCAGAGCUCAUGAGACAUCCAUCCAUAAUGAAGAAAGCACAAGAAGAAGUAAGAAGAAUUGUAGGCAAUAAAUCAAAAGUUGAAGAAAACGACAUCAAUGAAAUGCCCUAUUUAAAAUGUGUAGUGAAAGAAACUCUAAGGUUACGUCCAGCUACUCCUCUUAUGUCUCCUCGAGAAACAAUAUCAAGUGUGAAUCUAAAAGGGUAUUAUAUUCCUAAAAAAACAAUGGUGUGCGUAAAUAAUUGGGCAAUACAAAGAGACCCUAAAAAUUGGGAAAAUCCUGAAGAGUUUAUUCCAGAGAGAUUUGAACAGAGCCAAGUUGAUUUUAGAGGUCAAGAUUUUCAGUUCAUUCCUUUUGGUUUUGGGAGAAGGGGAUGUCCUGGAAUGAAUUUUGGAGUAGCUAUGGUUGAAUAUAUACUUGCUAGCAUUCUUUAUUGGUAUGAUUGGGAAAUAAAUUCAGGCAAACAAGAUAUAGAUAUGAGUGAGGUAUUUGGACUUGUUGUAUCAAAGAAAGAACCACUUCACCUUAAACCAAUAGCAUUUUCAUUCUAA